AAGGAAGACAAACACAAUGCUCAAUCUACAAGGUAAAAUUGUCCUCAUCACCGGUCUUGGCCAAACCAGCGACGAAGGCUGGGGCAUUGGAGCAGCCAUUGCCACGCUUUUCGCUCGUCAAGGAGCGUUCAUUUACGGGGGAAAUCGCUCUCUCGAAUCCGCGGAAAGAACGAAGCGUCGCAUCGAAAAGGAGGGUGGAAUUUGCGAUGUCGUCUCGACAGAUGCCACCGACUCGGCAUCCGUGAAAGCCCUCGUCCACAAAUGUGUUCGAAAACAUGGCCGUAUAGAUAUUCUCGUGAACAACGUUGGCCGCUCGGAGCCGGGCUGCCCAGCCACGAUGGCAGAGGACGUAUGGCACUCUCAAAUCGACAUCAACCUCAACAGCGUAUACCUCACGUGCCAUCACGUUCUCCCGAUCAUGGAACGACAAGAGUCCGGGGGUGCAAUUGUCAACGUUGCCAGCAUCGCCGGUCUGCGCUACAUCGGGAAGGCCCAAGUCGCGUAUUCUGCAACCAAAGCCGCCAUUAUGCAGUUUACCAAAGCCACGGCUGUCAUUUACGCGGAUAAAAGAGUUCGACUGAAUACGGUAGUCCCCGGAUUGAUCUACACGCCUUAUACCCAAGACCUUGCCAAGCGGUAUGCCCCAGGAGGGGACGAGGAGACGUACAUGAAGAAACGCGAUGAACAGGUGCCAAUGGGCCGGAUGGGAGAUGCGUGGGAUGUAGCCAAUGCCGCACUGUUUCUAGCAUCUGAUGAAGCUAUGUAUAUCACUGGGCAGAAGAUCGUGGUAGAUGGAGCUAUAACAUCCUCGACAGGCCGUGUUUGAAUUUUGUUUUUCUGUAUGUAACUACUACUAUAGUCGCAAUGACAAUGAGGUGU
Aspergillus ruber CBS 135680 is the source of this 879-nucleotide messenger RNA. Its product is annotated as SDR family NAD(P)-dependent oxidoreductase. The coding region runs from base 17 to 826 and encodes 269 amino acids. Lineage: Eukaryota; Fungi; Ascomycota; Eurotiomycetes; Eurotiales; Aspergillaceae. The record is from RefSeq and is a predicted model, not a curated record. Gene Ontology annotation, molecular function: oxidoreductase activity, acting on the CH-OH group of donors, NAD or NADP as acceptor. The transcript has a single exon.